AUGAUACCUAAAGACAUCCUUAUACAAAUAUUCGAAAAACUUCCGGUAGAAUCUCUAUUGAGAUUCAAGUGUGUUUCAAAGGUUUGGUACAACAUGAUUGAAGAUCAAGAAUUUGUUGAUGGUUUUCGCGUUCGUGCCCAUAAUCGUGGAACCAACCUCCUUGUUCGCAAGUCCCGUUUCCAAAAGAAUACCGAUGAAGAAAAUAAUACAGGGGUAAAUCAUUCACAAGUAUAUACUUUCUUCCUAGUAGAUUCAGAAGGCAAAUCUGUUCCUCUUGCCUUUCCAGAUAUUCUUCGGGAAACAUCCUUUCGCUUACAUCAACCUGUUGAAGGAUUACUAUGUUGCAACAACAUCAUAUGGAACCCUACAACAAGAAAGUUCAUUGAUCUUCCCCCUCGUAAUCAGAUGCCCGAUGCUUGGAAGAUCAGCGAGAAGAUGGGAACUACAAGAGGGUAUUACGGUUGGAAUAUCUGGAGUGAAUACUUUUUGGGGUUCGAUGUUUCAACCAAGAAACACAAGGUGUUGAGCAUUUGUCAUGUGAGGCUCGUAAAACCACCCAUUGCCUGCAAAAAGGGUGAUUACGAUGCCCAUGUCUAUGCAGAAGUUUUGACAUUGGGAACAAAUUGUUGGAAAAAGAUUAGUAUAGAUAUUUCUCUCGAACAAGACCUUUGCGAGAGCUUCGAGGUGAAGUCGUCGUGCAGCAUCAAUGGCGUGAUAUAUAGCAUCAUCACUGUCCCUUGCAAAUUGUCUAUAAUGUCCACGUACAUGGGUGGGUGUAUACUAGCCUUUGAUAUAAGUCGUGAGAAACUUCGACUUUUGCCUUUCCCCGAAGAAAACGUUUAUGUUGAGACUGUGGCUUAUCCAGGUGAGCUUGGGGGACGCUUUGCUCUGAUGGAAGUUUUGGACCAAAAGAUUUGGAUACUAGAGGAAGUUUUUGAAGGUGGAAGGUGGACUAGUGUGGAUUUAUCGUUGCCAAAACGUUGGUGUGAUCCUCAUGAAUAUGAACGAGGAUUCAAUGUCUAUCCUAUGGGUAUGGGAUCAGACCAAGACGGUGAGAUUUUAUUUCGAGUUUCUGAGAUUUGUCUAAAGACUCGUAGGGAUUUUGGGGCGACAAUCUUCAGCUACAAUAUGGAGAGCAAAGAUAUGAGGAAAAUCACAGAACUAGAUGACUUUCUCGAUUCCUAUGACGACAUUGUUUUCGGGCUUGUGGAAACGAUACACCCACUUAAGUAG
Coffea eugenioides is the source of this 1233-nucleotide messenger RNA. Its product is annotated as putative F-box protein At1g19160. Gene Ontology annotation, molecular function: protein binding. The record is from RefSeq and is a predicted model, not a curated record. NCBI's taxonomy places the organism in Eukaryota, Viridiplantae, Streptophyta, Magnoliopsida, Gentianales, Rubiaceae. The transcript has a single exon. Bases 1 to 1233 code for a protein of 410 amino acids.